GUUUAUAUAGCGAAACUUGAGUCCUGCUUAGCUAUACCUUAACCCAGGGGCAGCUCUAGACACCAGCAAAGCAAGCAGGAGCUUGGGGCGGCAAAUUACCAAGGGCGGCAUAAUGCUGGGGCCACAGCUCCGACCUGAGGCAGCGUCCUGGGCUGGAUCCUGACCGCUCCGGGGGUGGUAACCAGCCUGUUGCUCUGACCGGGUGCCGCCAGGGCUGUGCGGUGGGGCAGAGGGAACCGACUCAGUGGGGAGCAUGUCCCCACCACUCUCCCACGGGCAGCGGCCACACCCCCUCAGGCGGCCGCUGGUAGCGCGGCCCUGCCCCGGCUGCAGAGCGCAAGGGGUGGUGGCGGACCAUGGCGGCCAGGUGGGCCGCUCCUCCAGCGCCGGCUGUGGGCUCCUCCUUGCGUGUCCCUGCCGCCGCCUCCUCCUCCUCUCCCCUGCGCUGCCUCCUGCCUGUGGAGGGGAGGGGAGUGGCAGCCCGGGCUGAGCCGAACUCAUGUGUUCUCUCUCGGCAGGAGUCUGAGAAGAUGGCCGGGGCCGAGGCGAGGAUGAGCGAGGCCAGGAUCCAGCAGCAGCCCCAGGCCCCGGCGGCAGGAGAUGAGUCCUCGGACAGCAAGGGGGAGCAUGAGGGCCCCCAGAAACUCGUCCAGAAAGUGUCCACCUCAGGCCAGAUCCACAGCAAGGGCUCACCUCCAGAGGGUCACUUCCACCAGCCUCCUCCUGCAGCAGCUCCCGCAGCCCGCUGGCCGGCAGGGGAAGGAGCUCGUCAGCCUGGCCGCCUUCAGCUCCCACCCAGCGGCAAGUGACUAUUGUCCUGAUGAUGAAGAGAAGGCAGUGAUUGGCUGGCAAGAAAAACUCUUCAGUCAGUUUGAGGUGGAUCUGUACCAACAUGAGUCAGCCUGUCAGACCCCCUUGGACCGGCAGUACCACCAGGAGAUACUGAAGCUGGAGAAGUCAGGAGGCCGGAAGAACUACCGCAUCUUCACUUACACGGACCAUGACCGAUUCACCAACCUGGAGGAGCACUGUCAGAAAGUGACCAGCUCAGAGCAGGAGGUGCCUUCGUUCCUGGCAGAGAGGAUGGCCAAUUUAAGGAGGAGAAGGCAGGACCACAGGCCAACGGAAGGAAGUGUUCUGAAGUCCCGAGUCAUCACCUGGGAGCCGUCAGAAGAAUUUAUUAAGAAUAACCACGUCAUCAACACCCCUGUUCAGACCAUGUACAUCAUGGGAGACUUGGGACCAUAUGGGAUGCUCGGCCGCAGGGAGUACGAACACGUUCUUUGCACAGUCAAGGUGGAUGGCAAUGGGGUGAUUACAGUGAAGCCUGAUUUCACGGGCACUAAAGGUGCUUACAGGAUUGAGCUGGAUGGCGAGAAGCGGGAGCUGUGGAGAUACACCAUUGAGAAUGCCUCAGCCCAGGCGCAGCGAGAGGAGGAGGAGCGGGAGCAGCGCAUGUUCAGAGAUUUUCAGUUGUAUAGUCGGCACAAGGAAUAUCUCAAUGGCCUUGUUGGCUCAGACUUUGAGAUGACUCUCCCUGGUGCACUUCGGCUGUUUGUGAAUGGAGAGAUAGUUUCAGCCCAGGGCUACGAGUAUGACCGUCUCUAUGUUCAUUACUUCCUGGAGCUGCCCAGCCGUUGGUCGAGCCCAGCGUUCCAGCAGCUCUCUGGGGUGACGCAGACCUGUGCCACCAAGACCCUGGGCAGGGACAAUGUGGCAUACUUCUCCUACCCCUUUACUCUGGAGAUGUUUUUCACCCAAGAGGAUGAGUCAGAAGGCUCUCUUCCGCAGUGGCCUGUGAUCUAUUUUGAGAUUCUUUCGCUGGAUUAUUGGCAGAGGCAUCGUGUUGAAGGUUACGGCUCUGUGGUGCUGCCAGCAGCUCCAGGGUUCCACACCCUGACAGCCCCCACCUGGCGACCCAUUGAGCUGGGGACGGUCUCUGAGCUGAGGAGGUUUUUCAUUGGUGGGUCCCCUGAAUUGGAGGACAUGACCUACAUCAGGGUGCCGGGAACCUUCAAGGGAGAGUGCCUGAGCCGCUUUGGCUUCCGCACAGAGACGACAGGGAGCGUCACGUUCCGGCUCCACUGCCUGCAGCAGUCCAAAGCCUUCCUGGAGUCCAGUGCCCAGAGGAAGCGCAUGCAGAGUGUGCUGGACCGACUUGGGGGCUUCAGCCAGCAGAGCUCCUUCUACAAUGUCCUGGGUGAGGCUCUUUCCUGUCAGUCUCUACCAUGUGGAGAACCCACAGCUCAGCUUGCUCCUUGCAUAAGGAGUGAAGAAGCUGUCAUUCCCCAGAGGGCCCCUCUGACCCUCCCCCUGCAUCUCCCCUCGUCCCUGCAGGCUCCUUGUGCCUGACUUCAGCAGGGCAGAGGUUAAACCAUGAGACAGGGAGUUGCUGGAAAUGGCAAAGGAAUGUCAAGAAAGUGGCAGGAUGGAGUUUCUGUCUGAGCUAGCAAAGCUAGAGAAUUGUCUAUCCAGGCCUGCCAGCACCUGGGACCAGCAUGACUAGCUGUUCUGACACCAGCUCCCAAGAGGAGACUGCUCCCUGUCAUCUGCUGUUGAAGUCGGAGCAGAUCGAACCCCCAGGUGCUGAGAGUGGCUGUUCAAGUGUCCUCUGUAUCUUCCCAAUCUUCGGACUUGUGCCGAGGUGCAGCAAGACAGUAAGCAGCAGUGCCCUGUUAGGGCGCCCAUGUGCCCUCUGCCCCGCCCAAGCGUGCUCUGAGAGUUUGGGUCUAAAAGGGGAGUGAUACUGGUUGCCACCUCAGUCCUCCUCCAUCCAACCACAGCCGCAAAAGGACGUGAACCUCUUUGGGUCUCCUAGGUUCAUAGACCUGUUUAGUGCUCAUAAUUAGAUAGUUUUUAUCAGUAGUAGUUUUUUGAGUAAAUUAUAGGUUAGUUAGAUAAGAAGAUCUUUAUAUAUUUUCAAUAUGGUGGACCCUAGGGUGAAGAAACACGGGUUCAAAUGCUGCGUGUCUGUGCCAGUGGUCUUCCUGGCAUCCAUGUUCAUUGUCUAAAAUGCUGCUGAGGUAAGAAUCAUUCACCAACAUGUUUUGCUACCUGUAGCACAUUCACACUUUGGGCCUGCAAGGAGAAACAAAAUAGACUUCAGGCUCUUCUAUUACAAAGAGGCCUUGUCAGUCGAGCUUCUUGGAUAGUUCUAAAGGAUCUGAAAAUAAGGAUAGGAGACUGGAAUCAGCACCGAAUACAUCCGGAUUUAAGAAAAUGGCAAUAACUAAGUCUUUGGCCUUGAUGAUGCGGUUCAGUUCCAGGCUGACUGAUCUUACUGGACCCCACUCCUCAGAUCUGGCUCCAAAACUUCUAAGAUCUCCCUUGGGACCGCUACCAGACAGACAUCCAAAGUAUUCAGAUGACUUACUGGAACCUACUACUUUGGUCCCCUGGAAAAGAAAGACUAAAUUUAAGCAUGCAUCAGGUAAGUCUUCACACCAUUCAGAUGUGGAUCUGAGAUCUAGCAAUGUUAGAUCUCUGGAUUGUUCCAGUUACUCAAACCUGAAGAAAAGACCAUCGGAUCCAAGCAUGGCAGCUCAACAGCAUACGAUCAGAGUCACAGCACAGAAUCACUCAGACCUGCAUCUUCUCUCAGAUCCAGCUGUAUUCAGAGAAUAAUAGAGUUAGAAGGGACCCAAACAGUCAUCUAGUAUAACCCCCUGCCAAGUUUCAGGAUUGUUGUGUCUACACCACGGGUCUCAAACUCCUGGUCCAUGUGCCAUCUGCGGCCCAAGAAUCUCCCCAGUGUGGCCUGCGGGGCUCCAGCAGUUUUGGGGCUGGAUCUCUCCCUUGGCCCUACGUGUCCCCUGGGCGAUUUACAAUGGCUCGGGGCCCCACCCACCACCGGCAGCCCCGUGGAACUGAGCGGCUUCCUGUUGCUUGCUCCACGUGGCUGCCGGCCCUUCCCUGCGGCCCUGGGGCAGUGGCUGUUGCCUCCGCAUGCUGCUCCCACCCCGAGCGCCCCUGCAGCCAAUGGGAAGCUGCGGGGGCAGUGCCUGGGGCAGUAGCACACAGAGGCCCCCCCGGCCUGCCCCACCUUGGAGCCCCAGGUAAGCGCCACACCCCCCGACCCCCUCUCAGAGCCUGCAUCCCUCCCCCCUUCCCACACACCCCAUCCCGACCCCAAACUCCCUCCCAGAGCCUGCGCCCCCUUCCCACACACCCCCAGCCCCCAAACUCCCUCCCAGAGCCCUGCACCCUCUCCCACCCCCAAACUCCCUCCCAGAGCCUGCAACCCCACCCCCUCCUGCUGCACCCCAGCCCAGAGCCUGCAUCCCAGAUCCCCUCCCAGAGCCCAACCUCUCACCCCUUCUGCACCCAAACUCCCUCCCAGAGCCUGCACUCCAAUCCCUUACCCCAGAUCUUCUCCCCCCCCACCCAACUGCCUCCCAGAGCCUUAGGCAGGUGGGGGGCGGAGUUUGCGGGUGCAGGUUCUGGGCAGCAUGAAUGACAUUAUUGGCGUGCUGGGAGGAUUUGAGUACUGGCACUGGCCCUAAGGUAAAUUGAGUUUGAGACCCCUGGUCUACACCAUCCGAGACAGAUGGCUAUCCAUAUCGCAUUGCUCUCCCAAGAAGAAACUGAAACAGGACGUUGAGUGAGGAGGAUCCCCAGCAAGCGGGAUCUUCAGCACCUAAGACCCAGUGAGUUCACUAAGAAAGAAUUAAUCACCUCUUUAUAUAUCUCAGAUCCCUACCUCAGUGGUAUCAUCUGGUGCUUUGGGAUCAGAUCUGGAUAGAAUUAAAAGCUUUAGGUCCUCUUCCAGAUUGUUUAUUUUGUAUGUAUGUAACUGCAAGAGUAAGGCCAUUUCAUCCCAGUCCCUCUCUAGAUGGGUUAGCCAGCAUAUUGAAGAGCAUUGUAGAGGCCUAGAGUUCAUUCUUCUAGAGCUGUGGCUGCAUCUAUGGCAUUUGCUAAACAUAUUCCUCUUACUGAAAUAUGCAAAGCUGCUACAUGGAGGACAUUGACCGCACAUUAUGCAUUGAAUUUGGCUCACAGGUCUGAUACUCAUUAAGCAGUGCUCCAGUCUCUGUUUAAUUAAGACUCCACAUCCCUCCUUCCAAUCUACUGUACUGCUUACCAGAUUAUCCCAAGAGUGGGAAUAUGCAGAGGACACACAAAGGAGAAAGGAAGAUUACUUACUUGUAACCAGAGUUCUUCUAGAUGGAUUCUGUAUAUUCACAUUCCUUACUACUGCGGAGUCCAAAUUCAAGUAUCUUGGUAUUACGCUUCAGCAGUGGAAGCAACUGAGUUUGGCAUCGGGGCUAUGCCCUUUUUAUACCCGUUUUCUCAGAGUGCACUCGAGCACUGCAGCAGGGAAGGGCCUGUGGGCAACCGAACAGGGCACUGCUUCCGGAAGGUUCUACCGUCAUGCUGCACUGGUCCACACAAGUUCCAAGAGUGUGAAUGUGCCAAGUCCACCUCGAAGAACACCAGUUACAAGUAAGUAGUCGGCAUUUAUGUCGUGCAGGCUGGCUGUGGGGUGCUGUGGUGUAGUCACGGUAGGAGGGGAAGGAAGGCCGAGAGAGCACCCAAGGUCUCAUGCUUUGUGGAUGGGAGAGUUUGUCAUAGCCAGCCAGAGAGAGAGCGACCGUGUUAGCUAGACAGGCCCCCAUCCCUCCCCUCCCCCGACAGACUGCCUUAGCAGGAGUGUCAGUGGGUGCUGAGCCCCUUCUUGGAUGCUCUGUUGCAGAGGCAUUCCAGAGGGCACGGCGCCGGAUGCAGGAAGCACGUGAGAGCCUCCCCCAGGACCUGAUCAGCACCUCUUCCUCCACCGUGCAGCAGCCAUGAGCAUUGUGUUCCCAGCAGCGCCACUGGCACCAGGCCUGGCUGGGCGCAGCAGCCUCUCUUCUAAAAGCACCUUGUGCUGCAGGAGUCUCAGCUCCAGCCCCUUCAGGCUUUGCAAGUGCCUCCCACUGCAGUUGUCAGUGUCUCUAGGAUGCCCAGCCUCCAUACUCUUCUCUUGCAUCCCUACUGGCCCCAGUAAAGGGGGCAUCUUCCCUGUAAGGUGAUGUCUGCCUCUGGAUCCCAUCUGGUGUCCAAACUAGAGCCAGAGGCACACCCCACCAAAAUGGCUGGUGCUGAUGUCCAAGCAGUGUUUUAGAGAACUCCAUACGUGUUUGGUAUGAGGUUAAAGCUCUGGGCUUUCACUUGCUCACGGGAGGGAUUCAGAGAGCCUCCCAAAGCCUUGAGGGGCACUCAGGCCCUGGCUUCGGUAGCACCCUGUUUCCUCUAGGGUAGUGCCUAAGUGAAGUUUCAUAUAUCACCAAAGAUAGGUGCAAACAAGCCCCUCCCCUUCCUUUCCAGCAACCCCCAGGGUUUGGUACCAGCAAUCCCCUCCUUCCAGACCCAUCAAGUUGGGGAAAACUGGAGGCCCCAGGUCCAUGAGUGCUGGGGUUACAGUAGGAGCACAGAUGCCCAGCCAAGGUGAGAGCAUGCAUGCAGAAUGCUGAUGGGCAGUGGCAUCUCUGCACUGUCAGAAUCAUGUCACACCCCCUGCGAUCCUCCCUGCUGUACAUGUACAGUGAGGACUGUGCAAUAGAAAUGAGAUGUUUGAUCAAAUUGCCAAGAGUUAAUUCUAGCCCGAAUGGUUCUGAUGACACUUGAGGAAUCCUUUUUCCUGACCACAUGGCAGUUCUCUUUACCAGCAGCACUCACUGCUGGCCACAUUUAGAGAUUUGUUGCCAAAGCCUAAAAGCCAUGGACAAUCAUUCCAUCAUCCCUGCUGGGCAGGCUGUGAAACCGUCUGAGAGACUGGAUGGAGGAGCACUUGUUAUUUCUAUAGCGAUUAGUGAGCAAGCAGCAAAUCUCUGGGCUAUAUUAGUAACUGACCUGAUAAGUUCUCUUUCCUACUGUGUGAAGGGGGAUGAUGGUGGAGGUCACGGGAUGGUGACGUUGCAGAAGUUCUGUUUAACUGAAUGAGUAAGCAGGUAGGUCCUUGAGAAAUGCUAGUUGUUGGCAGUGAUACAGUUCUUUGUAGAAACCAAGUCUGUUGCUACUAAAAGUGAUUGUCUCCACCUGAGCCUUAUGACUGGAUCAUUUCUCAAGUGCAGUGCUGCUGCCUACCAGUUAUACCUGCAAGCCAGCCAAAAAUAUGACAUGGACUCAGAAUCACGAUAGGAGUGGGUUCGGGGCUCAUAUACUCUAGCUUCUGUCUCUGAAGCUCCCAAGGGUACAAGACCCCAUUAUGCUGCUGUAUCCAGAGUGUGUCUGCCCUGUAGUCUGUGAAGUUGUUCGCAGAAAGGACCUUUGGACUGGGUUAUAAAUGCAGAAUUCCCUGUUCCCCUCAGUUCACAGCAGAGCUCUGCCUGGCCGUUUCAGUUAUCGCCAUUCUAUUAGUUGUUCCAUCUCACUGUGACAGGGUGCACUGGGCCCUUUGAGGCCCUUUGAGGCUCUCUGCUUGCAAUCCUAUUACACCCUGCCCAAAAGAAGAGCAGUAAAGGUAGAUCCUCCAGGCCAGCCUAGAAAGGUUGCAGGGAAGCAGCCAAUCAGAGCCAAAGGAGCUGAAGGGCCUGAGCAGGUCAGUUGCUUACUAGGAUCAGAAGAGUGACGAGGACUGAGAGGCUGUGACACUCCCCAGGUAAAAGGACUGGGGAGAAACCCUGCUCAAGCAGGGACAGGACUGGGAAGCUCUGCAGCGGCCUGGGAGAGCGAACCCUGAUAAAAAGGGGGCAGAGAUGCCUUAGAGAAGACCCUGAGACAUCAGGACAAAGACAGAGACACUCUCCAGGCAAGGACAUCUGGGAGAGACCCUGCUCAAACAGGGAACGGACAGAGAAUGCAAGAAGGUGAUGGGACUGAAUGGGAAGCAGCCAGGGAAUGCUGCAGCAGCUAUUAAAAUAAUACGUAGCUGCUAUUUGUAGGGUCCCUGGGUUGAGAUCCAGAGUAGUGGGCAGGCCUGGGUCCUGCCACUGAGGAAGGAGGCCUAAGCCCCAAGAAGGGGAUCAGACUCGAUACCAAAAGCCUGAGAAAGGAACUAGAAUUUAAACAGGCCUAGCCAUGGGGCUGAAAACCCCAGAAAGGGCCAAUCAUUUGUUGGACUGUGUUACUCUGGAAGGGGUCCAUCCAUUUUAGACUUUGUAUGACUUAGCUGGAGAGCUGAAGCACUGAAGAUUCUCCUGAUGAGGGCAACAGCUGAUUUUGGGGGGAGGAGGAAAGGGAAAGAAUGCAGGAUCACACCCAGUCGACUGGAGCUGCUCAUGAGAGGUGAGUGUGCCCCAUCAGUCACUGUGUGGAAACAUGCUUCCCUCUGGGAUCCCACUAUUUCUGUCCUUUGUUGGUCUUAAUUACCAUCAACCUGUUUCUUUCCAUCUUCCCUGUGUCUGUCUUCCCUCCUUCACUUCAGGAACUCCCAGUGCCUAGCCUCUGUACAUCACUCCCAUCCCACCCGCAAAAAUGAUUAGUGGUGAAAGAGUCAAGGGAACGGGCCAUAAUUAGGCCUUAAUGCUAACUCUGCAAUGAGAUUAAUGGGGGAACACACAAAUCCAGGCAGACACUGCUCCAUCUGGUUAAACUUUUUGUAAAUGAGAGAUAGAAAAAAACUGAGUUUCUGCAAAAUAUGCCACAUGGGCCACAGAACUACAACCUAUGGGCUAGCUGUAAAAUAGGGAUUGGCCUCUCUCCUUCUCCAUGUCUGCUUUCGCCUUGGACAGGAUUGGGAAUCACCAGUGCAAGACGUCCUUGGGGCAAUGGAACAUCUGGAUUUUCUAAGGUGGGCUCCAGCCCUGGAUAGCCCUAAACUUAGUAGUGGGUUCAGCUUAUGUGGAGAGUGCAAAAACCUUGGUUCUGAGCUCUGCUUCCAGAUCCAAACCUGGCAUCUACCUGGAGAUUUUACCCUGGAAGAGGGUUUCCAUUCCCAACCAGCCUUGAGGGAAGAAAAUGUUCUCUCAAAAAGCAGCGUGGCCAGCCAAGGAGGGUGUAAUCUCCCUGGGCUGGGUCAGAAUGGUACAAGCCCAGUCUUCUCUCUUGAAAUAUAUCACGUACCAACAAGUACAUUAAAGUUAUUAAAGUUUCAAAAUAAAGGACUCAUAUGUUAGAAAAUGUGAGAAUUAAGGUUGCCUGGGCAAUUUUAAUUAAUCCUUCUUGUGUGUAACUGUUACAGUUUUAAUGACAUAAAACUAUUUUUUGUAAA
This is a messenger RNA of Chelonia mydas (Green sea turtle), 9130 nucleotides long. It is a transcript of the gene MKS1, whose product is annotated as MKS transition zone complex subunit 1. The coding region runs from base 601 to 2352 and encodes 583 amino acids. The record is from RefSeq and is a predicted model, not a curated record. NCBI's taxonomy places the organism in Eukaryota, Metazoa, Chordata, Testudines, Cheloniidae. Gene Ontology annotation, biological process: cilium assembly. The transcript has 18 exons. Gene Ontology annotation, cellular component: MKS complex.